This is a messenger RNA of Linum trigynum, 933 nucleotides long. The record is from the annotation of a GenBank genome assembly. NCBI's taxonomy places the organism in Eukaryota, Viridiplantae, Streptophyta, Magnoliopsida, Malpighiales, Linaceae.
UUAGUCAUCAACAAUUUGUCGAUUCCUACAACGAGCAUAUUCUUUCCUCUUCCCCAUUCAUCACCCACUCCUUAAACUCCCACUAAAAGCUAAUUAAACACAAAGCCAUAACUAAACCCCAGCUAAAAACUCUAGCCGCCAUGGCCGGCAGCACCAAUUUCUUCCUCUUCCUCCUAACCCUCUCCGUCCUCUACCUCGCUUCCACCUUCCCCAAACCCGGCCCGCCCAUCAAAACCACCAACCUCGUCGUCUACGUCCACGACCACUUCACCGGCCCCGACGCCACAGCAAUCACCGUCGCCGGCCAGCAGAACCCAGCCACCGCCGACGCAGCGCCGCCCGACAGCUUCAACAUCCUCCGAUUCGGGACAAUCGCAGUUGUUGAUGACCCGGUGACGGAGGGGCCCACGACGGAGUCGAAGGAGAUCGGCAGGGCACAGGGGGCUUACAUAAAUUCCCAAUUCGACGGGAAGGGGCUGUACUUGGUCUUUUCGGUGAUCUUCACCGGCGGCGAGUUCGCCGGGAGCACGCUGGAGAUCCAGGGAUCGGAUAUUUUCUCCAUGAAGGAGAGGGAAUUUGGGAUUGUUUCGGGGACGGGGUUUUUUAGGUUCGUGAAAGGGUAUGGGAUUAUGGAGACGGCGUUUAUGGAUGUGGCUAAUCUCAGAGCGAUUAUCAAGCUUAAUGUUACUGUAAAACACUAUUAAUUAAGCGAAGCUUGCGUUGGGAUGUAUAACUAUGUUAUUUUUCUGUUAACCGGCCGUCAUCGUGGUAUGACCGCCGGAGACCGGAGAACAGCAACCCUGAUAUUUGCCGUUUGCGGUCCCUUUUCAGCUCAGAGUCAAUAUAUCGCCUCACAUUAACACUAUGUUUGGGAAGAGGUGCAAAUGGGAGGAGGAUGCAAACGGGAGGGGUAAAUACAUUUUCCAAAAUAUU